GAUGCGUGUUUCCAUGGGCCCAUUCAUUUGUUUCGCUAUCUCGCUGAUCUGUUAUGAAACCACUGGAAAGCAGCUGGGGUCAGCGUUUAGCUUUCCACUGUCAUUUGCAGCCGUUUUACACCAUCUAGAAAACUGCGAACUGACGAUAUAGACCAAGUGAGCGUCCGAAGCUAACGAUGGCACACGACCUGAAACCACUGGCAGAGGACUUCAGACAGAAGAAUAAAAGCUGUUUUAUCCUUGGUGUCUCUGGAGAGACAGGCAAAGAGUUACUCAAAGAGAUUGUGGAGAGGAAGCUCUUCUCGAGGAUCACUGUCAUCGGAAGGCGGCAGCUCACAUUUGAAGGCGAAGCGUAUGAGAACCUGGUGCAGGAGGUGGUGGACUUUGAGAAACUGAAUGACCAUGCUGCAGCAUUCCAAGGGCAUGAUGUUGGCUACUGCUGCCUGGGAACGACCAAAGCCAAAGCAGGGGCUGAUGGAUUCAUCCGUGUUGACCAUGACUACGUCCUGAAGUCAGCGGAGCUCGCCAAGGCAGGGGGCUGCUCACACUUCAACCUCGAGUCUUCUAAAGGGGCUGACAAAACCAGUGGUUUUCUCUAUCUCAAAGUGAAGGGACAAGUGGAGGCAGCCAUUGAGCCGUUGGGCUUCGAGAGGUACUCCAUCUAUCGCCCUGCGGUGCUGAUGGUCGACAGGCAGGAGAGCCGGCCUGCUGAAUGGUUUGCCAGGAAGGUCCUGGGCCCUUUUUCCUCCAUGUUUCCCACAGCGAUGUCCAUCCCCAUCCAAUCAGUGACCAGGGCCAUGGUGGCCAACACACUGAUCCCUGCAGGGGAGAAAGUGGAGAUCCUGGAGAAUAAAGCCAUCUAUGACUUGGGGAAGGCCCCAGAGAAAUGAGGGACAGGGAAGAGGGAAGGUGUGUCUCAAUAGCUUAAUUUCCUCAUCCCCUUUCCUCCAUAAACCACUGAUGUGGUUAUACCGCCACUGGUCUGCCUGGACAUGACAUGUGAGAGCAAUGUCAAGGGAACCCUAUCCAGUCCUUUCACCCAUCAGUGCGAAUGAAGGAAAGGUCUUGAGGAAAUGUGAGUAUAGGGAGCUCAGCCAGAGACUGACGGUGAAGUGUGUUGUGAUGGUGCUUCUUCUUCAUGACUAUAUUUUCUGCUAACAACUUCCUUUGAAAGCAUGGAGGAGGGUUGACGACAAGUAUAAAGUUGAAUUUCUAGAGCAAUACAGAUGGUUAAGCGUUCAAAGCUUUGUUGGCUUCAACUUGAGGUUCCUUUCAACCAUGAUAGUCAACACGGUAGCUAGCUCGAGCUCUGUUUCUCUGGGGAUGAGUCCAAAGGGGGAUGUUUCCUUAUGAAAAGUGCAAUUUUUAAAGCUCUUCAUGGGUAAUGCAAAUAAGAUAUGAUUGGGAAAUUGUGAUGUAAUUAUGAAUACUGAAAUAUGCCUUGUUGUCUUUGUAUCCCAAGUGCUCUUUCCGAGUGCAGACUGUUUUUGUGGUCAACAAGGAGUUCGCUGAAGAGGAAACAGACUGGCACAGAGGCUAGAAUCGGUUUAAUAUAUUAGGUGGAGAGGGAAAUGUAUUGGACUGGUUCUUCUGGGUCCAAAACAGUAACUCCUCAAAAUGGUUUAGUUAGUAGAAGCUCUUCCAUCCAGCCUACAGCGUUCAUGCUAUUUUAUGUAAGACUACAUUCUUAACCACUUUGAAAAAUGAUGCACUUACUUGAAGCAAGAGUUUAUUUUCCACAAUACAACCAUUGGAGAUGGAUUUUAAGGCAAUUUGUCUGACUUGUCUUUGAUUACUUUUGUUUUCUGAGCAAAGCUAAGCAUGUAAUUGAAUCAGGGGUUAUGUUGUACACACUCAUAUUGACUUGGAUUUUUAUACAGGCGUUAUGUAAAUGCUAUGUAUUUAAGUGGUCUAUGCUUCUGUGUUACAUUAAACAAUGAUGUAGUGGGCA
Messenger RNA from Oncorhynchus masou masou (cherry salmon), 1951 nucleotides. RefSeq names its product HIV-1 Tat interactive protein 2 (gene htatip2). NCBI's taxonomy places the organism in Eukaryota, Metazoa, Chordata, Actinopteri, Salmoniformes, Salmonidae. Gene Ontology annotation, biological process: import into nucleus. The transcript is spliced from 6 exons. Bases 177 to 890 code for a protein of 237 amino acids. The record is from RefSeq and is a predicted model, not a curated record. Gene Ontology annotation, cellular component: cytoplasm.